GCUAUUACCUAUAUGAGCUGGCGUUAUCAUCUGAGCGGCAGCAUUUUCAACUCGCGACUGACAAGCAGCGGUCGCCGUCGCCGACCCUUUGGAGAGCUAUCAGAUCCGAGAUCUGAGCUUAGAGAUCCCCGUACGAUCCGUACCGAUUCGAACCGUUCCGAACCGAUCCCGUGAUCCGUUUCGGGAGUGCCGCGCUUAAAUUGCAUUUUUUUUCUAUUUUUUUACGAUUUUUUUACGAGCUACGGAUCCUUUUUGUGUGCAGUGCCUUCCAUAAGCGAAUCGAGUUAACUACACUUUUUGUUCGAGUGCUUUUGUGCCGAAGGAUAACCCACACCAGCAGCUGGCAUGAUGCUGCUCCGCCUGACUUUGCUGACCUUGCUGGCCGCCUGCUGCUUCUGCGCCGCCCAGGCGGUGCUGCACGGCAAGGAGGUGAAGCGCCGCGAGGCAGGAUUCGACACAUACGGCCCGCCGCCACGCCCCGCCCCGCAGUACGGACCCCCGCCCCAGCAGCAGCACGUGCCCCACCGGGAGUACGGCGUGCCGCAGCAGAUUCCCUUCCGGGAGUACGGACCGCCGGCCAUCAAGUACGGGCCACCCAAGCUCAACUUCCUAAGCGGCGGCGGCGGAGGAGGCGCUGGUGGCGGCAGCUCGCUGCACGAGCAGAUCAAGACCCACUUCGGAGUGCCCAAGCCCUUCUACGGACCGCCGCACAUCCAGCACAAGCCCGCCCCGCAGUACGGCCCACCACCACCGAAGCCGGCGCCUCAGUACGGUCCACCCCCGCCACAGUACGGGCCACCGCCGCCGCUGAAGAUCCAGCACCGCCCGGCCCCACAAUACGGACCACCGAAGCUGCAGUACGGUCCGCCACCACCACCACCACAGCUGCUGCCCUCGCCGCACGCCGCACCGCUCUUCAAGCCCGCCCACCAGCCAGCCACCUCGUACGGACCACCUGCCUCCGGACCGCUGAACCUGCCGCCCAAGCAGAUCUUCGACGCCCCGCCUCCCAACUACGGACCUCCUCCACUGCCCGUCGCCCUGCCCGGCAGCGGAAACGGAAACGGACCCGCCACCACCAUUAUCCUGACGGGCGGACACUCCAGGCCAAGUGGCCCCAGUGGGCCCGGCCCGGUGAAGCAGGUGCAGAUCCAGAUCGACUCCUCGGGACACACGCACAGUGUCAGCGGAUCGCAGGCUCCCUUCCACACGGCCUGCGACGGCUGGAAACCGAUACCGGCGCCAGUGGGCGCCUACGUGGAGCAGAACCACAUCGAGACGCAGGGUGGCUACAGCCAGGUGGCCCAAGGACAUGCUGGAGCCUCCUUUGGCACGCAGUACAGCCUGGGCGCUGGUGCCACCGGAAGCGGCAGUGGUGGCAGCAUCAUCGACGGACUCACUGACGAACAGAUCGUGGCUGUGGCACUCCAGGGAGGCGCCGAUGGAGCCCAUGUGAUCACCGGACCAGCAGGCAACUCCAUUGAAGCGGAAGCCUUGCAGGCCGCCAUUGGUUCCCUGGAUGACUCGUAUUCCAAGCCUCCUUCGGAUUCCUUCGCUCCCGGCUCUGUGCAUGCCCAGAAGUACCAGACCAUCGGACACUCCGGACCCCCACCACCACCAAUUGGUAACUUUGGACCCCCACCACCACCAGUUGGUAACUACGGGCCUCCACCACCACCACCCAGUGGAAACUACGGACCUCCACCACCACCCAGUGGAAACUAUGGACCUCCACCACCGCCCAGUGGAAACUAUGGCCCUCCACCACCGCCCACUGGAAUCUACGGACCCCCACCACCCCAGUUCGCAGCCCUCACCAGCAGCAGCAGCCACGCCCACUCGCAGUCGCAAUCCAAUGUGAACAUCCAGUACGGACCGCCCUCCGGCAAUCCGCAGCCCUUCCCGCAGCACGGAGCCGGCCAGCCCAACAAGCCGGUGGCCUACCGUCCACCCGUGCCCGCUGGGCUCCUGGAGUCCAUUGGAGCCACCGUCCAGCAUCUGGACCAGUUCGGCGUAAAGCCGCAGCAGCAGCCCCAGACCUAUAUUCCCCCCGCGGCCAAUGAGAUUCCCGUUUCCGGAUCUGGAUCCGGGCCACAGCCACUGCCUGCUCCACAGGCCCUGUACCAGCCACCACCCGCACCAUCUGCGCCCCAGUUGAACCUGCAACAGCAGCUGCCUGCCCCACAGCCCGGUCCCGCCUUCGUCCACCAGAAGCCGUUCGGACCUCCGGGACCACCGCCCCCACCGGAGCCCCAGUACCUGCCACCACCUCCACCGGUGGCCAGUGUGCGUCCACUGGGACCACCACCACCGCCAACCCAGCAGUACCUGCCCGCCGCGCCGUCUGGACCGCUCUUCUUCCAGCAGCAGCAGCAGCAGCACCUCCACGCGGAGAACAGCUACAGCGCCUCGCAGUUCCACUCCCAAGGACUGCCUUUGCCGCAGCAGGCGCCCCGCUUCAAUCUGCAGCAGGUGCAGCAGCAGCAGCAGCCCAUCAUCGUCCACGACUGCGGCCAUGGUCCGAAUCUGGUGAGCAGCAAUGGCUACCAGGUGCAGCAGCAGCAGCAGCAGCAGCUGCAGCAACUGCAGCACUUUGGCAGCGUCUCCGCCGCAUCCGCCGGCGCCUACAACGCCAUCUCGCAGAGCAUCCCAGUGGCGGAGCAGCACACCCAGCAACUGGUCACCGUGCCGGCGGACAGUUAUGGUCCGCCGCCAUCCGGAAACGACUUGGACUACGAUCCCACCGGCUAUGCAUCGCAGAAGAGUGCGGUGGCAGCCCUGCCCGACGGCACCGAUCCCCACCAGCUGCCCGGCCUGGACGGACUCGAUGUCCUGUCCGCCCAGAAGUCGCAGAGCAUCCAGCUGAACGGACAGCAGCCGACGCAGAACUUCCAGGUGCAGUUUGGCGGCUCCCUGAACAAUGCGCCUGGUGUCGCCCACGGCGAUGCUAACCACGAGGAGAUCCUGUCGCAGGGUCUGCUGCAGUCCAUCCUCACGGCCAUCGAGCAGCCCGGCCAGCAGCAGCAGAACCUGCCCCAGAACCACAAGGCUCAAAGUCGCUCCGACGAGCACGAGCACGAGGAUCAGGAUCAGGAUCAGGUUAACGCCGAGGAGAACGACAAGGAGCCAGAGCAGGCGAUCAGCUCCUCCAACCGCGUGGAGGUGCGCGUCCUGCCGGAGAAUCCCGACAACGAGGAGGAGACCCCCGCCGAAGUCAAGGAGAUCGAACCGAUCGUGGUCAACGAGGAGGAGGCCAAGCAUUAGUCAGUCACUAGUUAGCAUCGAACUCAUCAGCGCCGCUUGAACCUAUUUAUUGCUGCCUCAUCAUCAUCAACCAGGAGCUGAGAGCUGGGAGCUGGAGCUUGGAGCUCCAACUGUCCCCCAGUUGCCAUAAAGUGAAAGUCCAGGGGACAGGGAAACAAAGAGAACCGAGAAGCUACCAGGCGGAUCGACGUGUGAAAAGUGCCUUUUCAUGCUCGCAGCUCGUGUAUAAAAGUAUCUAAAGUUAUUUAAAAUAAAUAAUUAAUUUAUUAUAGCAUUGUAUUGUAUUUUAUGCCCUAAACAACAAAUAAACAUGUGUGUAUACAGAGAAAAUGCAGAGGAAA
Messenger RNA from Drosophila erecta, 3605 nucleotides. Its product is annotated as trithorax group protein osa. Lineage: Eukaryota; Metazoa; Arthropoda; Insecta; Diptera; Drosophilidae. The transcript has 3 exons. Bases 346 to 3264 code for a protein of 972 amino acids. The record is from RefSeq and is a predicted model, not a curated record.